AAGGCCAAACACAUGCACACCCACACACUCUCUCUCGCUUUUGAUAAGUGUCUUGUGCUCAGAGCAGUGAGUGUGUGGAGAUGGUGGCUGAGGAGGUGGUAUUGUCCCUGUCUGGAGGGCCCCCCUGGGGAUUCAGACUUCAGGGGGGAGCGGAGCACCACAGACCUCUACAGGUGGCAAAGGUGCGCAGGCGCAGUAAGGCAUGCAGAGCUGGUCUGAAGGAGGAGGAUGAGCUGGUGGCCAUAGAUGAGUGUGUGUGUGCUGAGUUCAGCCACGCCCAGGCUAUGAGCCUCAUCGACUCCCACAGAACCAGCCUUAACCUGCGGGUGAAGAGAGCUGCCUCUGGGUUUCCCUCUGUGCCUCAGUGUGGUGGCUCCCCUUCUCCCCGCUCCUCUAACAGGGUCCUGUCUCCCCCGCUGGCCCCCCUAUCCUCCGGCCGGCCCUCCCUCCUCUCCCCCACUGGAGGCCCAGGGUGUCUCACCUCCCCCCCCGACAGCGAAGCCUACUACGGAGAGACCGACAGCGAUGCCGACACACACACGCACACGCACCGCCGCCAGCGGCGCACCCCCCCCCACGCGCGCUCACCUGGGCGCCAUGACAACCAGCAGGAGGAGGAGACCUCGGAGAUGAGCGGGUACGAGAGCGCCCCAGACGGAAGCCUGCAGGCCCAGUGGGACCCAGGCUCAGAGCCGGCCAGCCCCCACACUGGAGUGCCUCGGAGGGAGGUGGUCUACCAGCCCACCUUGACUGACUGGACACCCCCUUACCAGCCCCCCACACACACCCUGUCACAACUUCAGGAUCCGGCAGAGAUGGUGGGGGGAGUGGAGGGGGAGGGAGAGGGUGACAGCGGCUUCCAGGAGGUAGGAGGGUGUGUGGGGCUAUCAUGUCCACCCCUGGUAUCUCCCCAGCGUGCCAAAGAGGCUAUGACAAUGAGGUCCUGUGGACGGCUGGUUCCCAUGGUGGGGCCCCAACAGAACCCCCUCAGUGAUGAGCUGUCAACCACGUACAAGGAAAAGGCACGGCAAGCCAAGCUGCCGAGGGGGGACAGCGUGGUGGAGAAGCAGGUGAAGGAGGCCCGCUCCAAGUGUCGCUCCAUCGCCUCCCUACUGACCCACGCCCCAGACCCCCACUCCAAAGGAGUGCUCAUGUUCAAGAAAAGACGCCAGAGGGCCAAGAAAUACACGCUCACCUGCUUUGGCCGUGCGGAGGGGGAGACAGGGGGGGAGACGGAGGGGGACACGGGGGGAGAGGAGGAGGAGGGCAGCUCGUUCCCCAGUGGCUCUGAGGUGGAUGAAGAGGGCUUUUCUGGGGCCUACGACCCCACGUGGGACAGCGGCUAUCUGGACCUGCUGGAUAGGAGGAGCUCUGCAUGCCCUUCCACCACACCCACCAAUCACAGCCCAGGACUGGAGAACUCAGCCUAUCACAACCCAGGACUGGAGAACUCAACCUAUCAAAGUCCAGGACUAAAUAACUCAACCUAUCAAAGCCCAGGACAGAAUAACUCAACCUAUCACAGCCCAGGACAGAAUAACUCAACCUAUCACAGCUCAGGAUUGGAGAACUCAACCUAUCAAAGUCCAGGACUGAAUAACUCAGCCUAUCAAAGUUCAGGGCUGGAUGAUGGAAGCAAGAAGCAGCCUGUCAGGCCUAGCCUUGCCUCUAACCCCUCCCCUCUGUCCCCACCACCUGUGAGUCUGGCCAAUGGGGUUCCUUUAGGCUUGAGCAGAGCCAGCAUGGUCCUGAUUCCACAACAGUCUGACCCUAACCCCAACCCUAACAUGAACUUUAACUCCAACCCUGGGGGCGUCCUAAACCGGACUGCCCGACCUUUCGCCCCCGGCCUCCCCCCUCCUCGCACCCCUGCCACCCCUGUCUGUUUCCGUCCUCCCCAACCUGCGCCCCUCACCAAACCCAAACCCGUGUCCAUGGUGACCAAGCCCACCUCUGCCGUAUCCAUGGUGACCAUCCCAGCUCCCCGCUCUGCCUCAGGGCCAGAGGUGAGGAGAGCAGUGUCCAGCACUUCUCUGUAUAUCCCCCCUAGACCCAACGCCUCGCCCUCUCCCCCAGGCCCGGCCCAGCUCCCUCCGCCUCCUAUCUUCAAUCCCUACAUGUCGGCCCCCGGAGGCCCAGCCCCACCGGUUCAUGUGACUAGUCCCACCCUGCCGACCAGCUCUGAUUCGCUGGCGUCCCGCGAGCAGCGCAUCUCCGUUCCCGCCUCUCGCACCGGGAUCCUGCAGGACGCGCGUCGCCGCAGCAACAAGAAGCCCAUGUUCAGCACGGUAGAGGAGAAGAAAGCUGUGUCCCCCAACCCGGCCCUGCUGUCGCUGCUGCAGAACCUGUCCCUGCAGCCAGAGGCCAGCCCAGAGGCCAACCCGGGGGCCGGGGGGCCGGGAGGCACGGCUAUGGAGGCCGGGACGGAGUCUGGCCCCGAGGACGACUGGCUGAGGCUGGGGGCCGAGGCCUGCAACUUCCUGCAGGCUCAGAGGGGCGACAAGCCCCCCCCUGUGGCCCCCAAACCCCACGUCCAGCAGCAGCAAGUUCCCCAGCUGGGGGGGAAGGGGGGGCAGAUGUUUGCUCGCAGGCAGAGCAGGAUGGAUCGCUUCAUGGUGGAGCGCCCUCCCGGCACUCACCCCUCCCCUGCCAGCCCCCGGGAGCCCUCCCCCACACCCUCCCUGCCAGCCACCUGGAAAUACUCCUCCAGCAUCCGCGCCCCCCCACCCAUCAACUACAACCCCCUCAUGUCGCCCUCCUGCCCCACUCAGGCCCAGAAGCCCAAGGGAGGAGAGAAGAGGCCAGGGACAGGGCCCAAGAAAGGAGGCAUCAAGGCUGUGGACAUCAUGAGCCACCAACCGUACCAGCUCAACUCCUCCCUGUUCAGCUAUGGGGGCCCCCAGAAGCAGUCGGGGCCAGGGGGCGAUCCCCGGGGGCCGAUGAAGACGGCCCGUGUUCAGGAGGUCAGGCGCUUCUCCACGCCCCCUCCCUCCGGGCCUGUCCUCAAAAUCAUUGCGCCACGAUCUGCAACAACACUGGGAGAGCCGUUUUGGCGUUCUGAUGUGAUUUCCCCUCCACUGACACCUGCUCCUGUCCCCUACCAGCCUUACCAGCCCCAGCAUGUUAGCACCCCCUACCUGCCCCAGACCCAGUCUGCUAACACCCCCUACCAGCCCCAGACCCAGUCUGCUAGCACCCCCUACCAGCCCCAGCCUGCUAGCACCCCCUACCAGCCCCAGCCCCAGCCUGCUAGCACCCCCUACCAGCCCCAGGUCCACAGAGCCUCCUUGCAUCUGUCUCCCCCUCCUCCCCCCACUGCCCCUCUUCCCCCUCUCCCCAUCCUCUCCCCUGGCCGUGCUCCUAACCCCCUGCCCCCCCCAGCCCCCUACAGCUCCCCCUCAUUCCCGUCCCAGGCUACCAGGCAGAGCAAGAGUGCCCCAGACCUCAGCCCCCUGUCCUUGGCCUGCGCUCGCCCCCCCUCCAGCACCGCCCUGCCAGCGUCGGUGCCUCGGCCCAGGUUCAGCACCUCCACCCUGGGUCUGCAGCCACACGUGUGGCGCCCUGGCUCCACCCUGUACUGAACAGAUGCCGUGUAGAGGUGCCAGCUCUGCAGAGACAGGACACCGAAGAUACUGUACAUGGAUACGAAUCUUUCUUAAAGGGAGAAUUCGAGAGAUGGCGAGCUAAGGCACCGGAGCACUCAAAUAUACAGAAUGUAUUUGGGGAAGUUGGAUUUCAAAGCCAGACAAAAUGAAUCACGUUUGUUGUCAUAAAAAAUCGUUUUGAGUCUGGCACAAUUUGGAGUUUUUAUCUUUUAAACACAUGACAGCCCUGCUUUGCAUCUUGAUAUGUUGAACCGUGUGAGCGUCAGUGAAGGAUGAAACACAAGAAGGGAAAAAAGAUACAAAAUGGUUGAAAAAGACUUAACUGUACACUCAGAUUUGAUGAUGAUGAUACUAUGAAACAUUUGACAUUUUGAAGUGGAUGACUAAAGCAAGUGUAAAAGACAAGCCAGAGAAAGAAAAGCGAAGAGAGGAAGGGAGGAGAGACAGAUGUGGGAGAGCAGUCACCUGGGAUCAAGGUGGACACUGUUGGAAUCAGAUGAUGUGAAUGAGUUCAAGACAGACUCAGUUUAAAAUAUAAAACAGUAUGCUGCCCUGUUGUUUUAUCUAGGUUCUGCCUUCUAGCAUCUCCUGGUUUCCUGUGAUAAUGCUUUUAAAAUACAACAUUUUAUGCUUGAACUUGUACCCAUAUUGUAAGCUUCUGUGUCUUGUCAGUGGUGGAAAGCCACACUGUGUUAGCGUUUGAGUUUAAUUUUCUUUUUGUAGAAUUUGUUACAGGACACACUGAUGGGGUGGGGAGGGCUGUAGUUGGGGGGUGGGGGGGAGUUUAGAAGUCUGGUUGUUGAUGUAAAAAACAUAUUUGUAAUGUCUGUUUUUCUGUACCUGAACAGCACAACUAAAUAAAAACAGACAUGACUCAA
Molecule: messenger RNA, 4483 nt
Organism: Hypomesus transpacificus
Lineage: Eukaryota; Metazoa; Chordata; Actinopteri; Osmeriformes; Osmeridae
Product: synaptopodin 2-like protein
Exons: 6
Coding region: 81-3581 (1166 amino acids)
Biological process (GO): positive regulation of actin filament bundle assembly
Cellular component (GO): nucleus; Z disc; actin cytoskeleton
Molecular function (GO): actin binding
Source: RefSeq, a predicted model, not a curated record